Colletotrichum aenigma is the source of this 279-nucleotide messenger RNA. Its product is annotated as ATP synthase subunit e. The record is from RefSeq and is a predicted model, not a curated record. Gene Ontology annotation, molecular function: proton transmembrane transporter activity. The transcript is spliced from 3 exons. Gene Ontology annotation, biological process: proton motive force-driven ATP synthesis. The coding region runs from base 1 to 279 and encodes 92 amino acids. NCBI's taxonomy places the organism in Eukaryota, Fungi, Ascomycota, Sordariomycetes, Glomerellales, Glomerellaceae.
AUGUCUUCCUCAGGAGUUAACGUGCUCCGCUACACGGCCCUCGGCCUGGGCAUUUUCUACGGCUUCACACACCAAAGAUCCAUCACCUCAAGCCAGAAGGCUGCGGCCGCCCAGAAGGAGUAUGAGCGCAAGGAGAAGUUGAUAGAGCAGGCCAAGGCCGAGUUCGCAAAGAAGAACUCGCCCGUUAAGGCUGCGGAUGCCGGAGUCAACGUUGACCCCAUGGACCCCAAGUUUGAUCUUGAGGCCUACUUCAACAACUUGGUGAAGCAGAACCCGUGA